AUGACCCGCAGCCCAACUCGCCCCAACGAUCCCUACACCUACACGCCCGGCUUCGGCAACAGACACCAGUCCGAGGUUAUUCCCGGCACAUUGCCCGCGGGGCAGAAUAACCCUCAAGAACCGCGGUUCGGGCUCUACACCGAGGGAAUAACAUACUCUGCUUUUACGGCGCCGAGGAGGGAGAACUUCAGCACUUAUCUUUAUCGUGUUAGGCCGGCUGCUGCGCAUGGUGAGUUCGCUUGUCCUCAGCUUCUGUGGAUUGUGGCUAGGUUGGGUUUGUUGUGUGGUUUGAGCGAGUGUGCUGAUGGAGGUGGUAUGUUAGACGGAUACAAAACGGACAUCGAAUGCAAAUCACAUAUUGAGAACAGCCUGUUGACUCUGAACCCCCGUGUGCAUACACUCCCCUCACAAGGCGAAUGGGCGCCUUUUCCCUUGCCCGACGCAGCAAGUGACGGGAACGUCGACUUCGUCGAUGGCCUGCAUACGCUUGGUGGAAGUGGGAAUCCGAACUUGCAUGAGGGGAUUGCGCUCUACGUGUUCAUGAUCAAUGCGGAUAUGGACCGUCGAGCUUUCUGUAAUACGGACGGGGACUUCCUGAUUGUGCCGCAGUUGGGAAGCCUGGAUAUUCAGACGGAGUUGGGGAUGUUGUAUGUCCAGCCGGGCGAGAUUUGUGUAGUGCCCAGGGGUGUGAGGUUCGCUGUUAGGCUGGGUAAGGAAAUAGGUCAAGAGGGAGGGUAUGAGAAUAGUGACGUUGGUAAGGGGAGAGGGUAUAUCGUUGAGACCUGGGGGUCACGAUGGGAUCUACCGGACCUGGGACCACUGGGCGGCCAUGGUCUGGCGAACCCGAGGGAUUUCCUGCACCCUGUGGCGCAUAUUGAUGAUCUUGACUUUUUGCAUGAGGACUGGACCAUCGUCAAUAAGGCGAACGGGAGCCUUAAUGCUAUUGCCCAAGACCACAGCCCCUUUGAUGUGGUCGCGUGGCAUGGCAACGUUGUUCCAUACAAGUACGACCUGACGAAAUUUUCCUCCCAAAACGCCACAUCGAUCGACCACACCGAUCCCUCGAUAAACUGCGUUCUGACAGCGCGCUCUCACGACCCACACACACCGCUCGCAGACUUCCUCUGGUUUGGGCCACGCUGGGACGUGGCUUCGAAUACGUUUCGGCUCCCUUACUUUCACCGCAACGCUGCGACGGAGUUUCUUGCAUCAUUGUAUGGUAAUGGGCUUGGCCGCUCAGAGGAUUUCCUGCCUGGAGGCGGGAGCGUGGAGGUUGCGCAUACGCCGCAUGGGAACUUUAGUAAGGAGUAUGUGUGGGAGAACCGGGUGCAGGUUAAUGAGCCGAGGAGGAUUCUGGAGGACCAGAUGACCAUUAUGGUCGAGAGUAGCCGGAGCUUUCUGUUCACGGAGUAUGCGAUCUCCGGAUGCGGCGUGUUUAAGAGCCAGGGCACGGAUCCGCGGGUUUGGGAUGCGCUGCCUGACAAGUUCUCUUCGUAUCCGGGUAUCAGGGGGAUAUUGGACGCGGUCAACAAGGAGAAGGAGGAAAGAAAGAGGAGGCUGGACGCGUGGUAUGAUGAUGAGCGGUUGGUCGAAUUGGCCAAUACGCCCAAGCCCUAA
Messenger RNA from Aspergillus mulundensis, 1617 nucleotides. RefSeq lists its product as uncharacterized. Bases 1 to 1617 code for a protein of 538 amino acids. Gene Ontology annotation, biological process: L-phenylalanine catabolic process. Gene Ontology annotation, cellular component: cytoplasm. The transcript has 2 exons. NCBI's taxonomy places the organism in Eukaryota, Fungi, Ascomycota, Eurotiomycetes, Eurotiales, Aspergillaceae. The record is from RefSeq and is a predicted model, not a curated record. Gene Ontology annotation, molecular function: homogentisate 1,2-dioxygenase activity.